Molecule: messenger RNA, 466 nt
Organism: Belonocnema kinseyi
Lineage: Eukaryota; Metazoa; Arthropoda; Insecta; Hymenoptera; Cynipidae
Exons: 2
Coding region: 244-432 (62 amino acids)
Source: RefSeq, a predicted model, not a curated record
CGAGCCUUAGUAUGCAGUGGUGUGGCCACUGUAGCGGGCUUUGUAGCGGAUGUAGUGUUAGAGGUGUCCCGUAACUGCGAAACCCGGUGAUUUUAAAUUCAUCUCAGUGAACCGUUCGGCGAAUUUCGUCAAAUUAAUCGGAAAAAGGAGUUGUAUAAAGUGCACCUUGUGAGUUCGCCGGUAAAAUUGUGCAAUACUUUGUGCAAGGAUUAUAAAAAUUAAAAAUCGGAAAGAUAAAGCAGCAUGAUGUCGGAAACUGUAGUCACUGUACACGAAACAACAACUACCACAGGGAACAAUCCUCGCCAGGUACCAACCGUAAAAACGGAACCUGGCCAAUCUCCAGGGUUCAACCUUAAUGAUAUUAAUGUGGAUUACAUCCGGAGUAAACCCGGCAUUCUCAAAGCACUGCAACUCAAUCUACCUAAGUAAUUAAGAGAGCAUUUCAGUGGAAUCGAGUACAGGA